AUGGGGCCGCUGGUCAGGAAGGCGCCGAUUCUCAUCGAAUCGGCGCCGAUGCCGCCGCCAUUGGCGGCGCGGCCAGCGAUCGUCAAGGAGACGAAGAGGAUGGGGCCCACCUACAAGAGGGCGCCGCACACGCCGGCGCCCAGGGCGCCGCCCACGCAGGCGGCGCAGCCGCCUGAGGCGCCCAAGGCGCCCGCGAAGCAGCCCGAGGCGCCAUCGGCGCCACCUCCGCAGCGCGCGAUUGAAGCGCGAGAGCAACGUCGCAUGGCGAAGAACGACCAGCAGAAGCACGGCGGGCAGCAGCCCGACAGGGAACACCCCGUCAGCGAGCAGCAGCGCCCAAACAAAAUCGCGAGGACAAUGGGCAACACAGUCGCCAUGGCGCCGACCGUAGAUUGGCAGUGGAACCCGUUCUUCAGCGGCGGCGUCUACGCGCCGCCCCCAGACCCCGACGCGCCGAAGCAGUUCGGCAGGAGCGGGGCAAGGAGCAAGGAGAGAGCCAUACACAGGCACGACAAGCGCAUUAGUGGGCAACCGUGCGCCGACCAGAAGCAGAUCGAACGGCUCGGGAUGGAGGGGCACCUGGCGGCGCAAUCGGUCAACCCCCAGAACAAGCAGAGGACGCAGCUCAUCAAGAGGUUCGCGGCGCUGAGGGGCGACUGGCCAGGCGUCGCGCUGACGGACCCCUACAACCCCGAAGGCGAGCCCCAGGGUUGA
Molecule: messenger RNA, 714 nt
Organism: Prorocentrum cordatum
Lineage: Eukaryota; Dinophyceae; Prorocentrales; Prorocentraceae
Source: the annotation of a GenBank genome assembly